UUCAGACUGCAAUGGCAACAGAUUCCCCUCUUCUCCUGGCUGCGGUGACCCUUCUAUCUGCCUUCCAGAUGGUUUGAUAACACAGAUACUCAGUGUGCAGAGGCUGGUUUAGUACCCCAGAAGAUGGAUUGAUUUUCCACAGCCACAGUGAGUAAGGAUGAAGCCGGCUCACAGGAAGAGUGAUAUGGAGCGUUUGGGUGUGUUUAUGGAGAUGAGCUACAUCUCUGCAGGAGACACGUCAGCAAACAGCCGGUACCUGGCCCGCAGAGUUGGAUGGUCUAGAAUGGCUCACAAGAUCCUCCCUCCUGUAGUCUCUGGUCCUCCAGAGUUUGAACGAACGUUUCGUGCGCAUCAGAACUGUGUGGAGUUCUACCCCCUGUUCUUGGUGAGUCUGUGGACCUGUGGGAUGUUCUUCAGCGAGGUGCUAGCUGCAGCAACAGGUUUGGUCUACAUGGCGGCCAGGCAGCUCUACUUCAACGGCUACACCCAGUCCACCAAGAAAAGGUUACCUGGCUUUUACCUGACCCUGGCUGCACUUCUCACCCUGUCCGUUCUGGCUGUGGUCGGAAUAACGCGCGGACUCCUGGACAAGUACUUUUACACCCCUAUCUAAAGAUUUACAUCUGUUUCAUGUGAAGAAGAAAAGGAUUGCAAAUAUUGUUUUUAUGCACAUAGCAAUCCUGUGUUCUCCAAGUGAACAAUCUGUAGACAGAAGCUGUUCUGGUUCAUCUGAGUAAUUAUCAGUAAUUGUCUAAAAGUGGUUUCUGACCAGUUUUCGCUGCUGCUGGGUUCUGAAUGAGGGCAGACCGGUUGCAGUUUUCUGGCCGAUUGUUGAUCUAUAGAAAGUCUGCCAUGCCGAUUCUGAUUUUGGCCAGUGCCAAAUUAUUUUUUUUGUCUGAAAUGUUGCUAAAUAUAACAAAAAGUCGCUGAAGUGGUAACAGUGGAGUGACUAUUGUUGACUGGGAAUGUGCAGACAUGAUCUGGUGGAUGGGUGCAUCACUCAAACCUUUCAGAUUAGUGAAUAAGAUUGGCUUCACAUUUAAGUAUCGGCCAAUCACAAUCCUCCAAAAUUAGGUUUAAUAGAGUGUAACUGACAAAUUCGUAUUAAAGUCAACUUUGUCAAAACCAAUAAAGUUUUUUUUCCCCCUCAUCCAA
Xiphophorus hellerii (green swordtail) is the source of this 1155-nucleotide messenger RNA. Its product is annotated as microsomal glutathione S-transferase 2-like. Gene Ontology annotation, cellular component: nuclear envelope; membrane; endoplasmic reticulum. Gene Ontology annotation, biological process: leukotriene biosynthetic process. The record is from RefSeq and is a predicted model, not a curated record. Bases 158 to 613 code for a protein of 151 amino acids. NCBI's taxonomy places the organism in Eukaryota, Metazoa, Chordata, Actinopteri, Cyprinodontiformes, Poeciliidae. The transcript is spliced from 6 exons. Gene Ontology annotation, molecular function: glutathione transferase activity; leukotriene-C4 synthase activity; glutathione peroxidase activity.